Sceloporus undulatus (fence lizard) is the source of this 2250-nucleotide messenger RNA. RefSeq names its product vomeronasal type-2 receptor 26-like. The record is from RefSeq and is a predicted model, not a curated record. Gene Ontology annotation, cellular component: membrane. Gene Ontology annotation, biological process: G protein-coupled receptor signaling pathway. NCBI's taxonomy places the organism in Eukaryota, Metazoa, Chordata, Lepidosauria, Squamata, Phrynosomatidae. The transcript has 5 exons. Bases 67 to 2250 code for a protein of 727 amino acids. Gene Ontology annotation, molecular function: G protein-coupled receptor activity.
CAAAGACCAUUGCUUCUUUGGUUCCAAAGAGAAUUCUAGUGGACAUUGGGGAAACAGCAAAGCAAGAUGGUCAUGAAACAGCACUAUCAGCACAUCCUGGCCUUGGUAUUUGCUAUAAAGGAGAUCAAUGAAAAUCUACAGUUCUUACCCAAUAUCACCCUGGGUUUCAACAUGUAUAAUAAUGAUUUCCGUGCAACUACCAUUUAUCUUGCCUCCAUGGAACUUCUCUCUUCAAAGGGCAAAUUCUAUCCCAACUACAAGUGUGAAGCCCUGCAUAAUGUGAUAGCAGUCAUUGGAGGACCUAAUUCAUAUGUUGGUCUAAACAUGGCCCCCGUUCUGUCUGUCUACAAGCUUCCACAGCUCAUAUAUGGCUCUACAUUAGCAGUGAAUAUUAUACCCCAAGGAAUGUUCUUCCACCAGCUGUUUCCAAACGCAGCCAUUCAAUAUGAGGGGAUCCUACAGUUAUUGCUUCAUUUCAGGUGGAUAUGGACUGGGGUGCUUUAUCUUAAUGAUGGAAAUGGAGAAUGGUUUGUACAGAACGUUCUUCCCAACUUUUCUCUGAGAGGCAUCUGCUUUGACUUCAUAGAAAAAUUCCCACCAAUAACUUUUUUUACACUGCUUGCUGAAAUGCAUAAGUGGGUAGAAAUAACCAAGGUCCUUAUGAACAGCACUGCCAAUGCUUUGGUUGUACACGGCGAAAUCCAGACCAUGAUUAUUUUUAGAAUUAUGUUGCAAUUAUCAAAAGAAGAAGGUGUAGCAAUACAGACCAAGGUGUGGAUUAUGACAGCCCAGAUGGAUCUCACAUCAUUGCCUUUUCUAGCCGAAGUGGGCACUGAAUUCAUUCACGGGUCACUCUUGUUUGCAAUGCACUCAAAGGAGUUGCUGGACUUCCAGAAAUUUAUUCAGAACAGAAAUCCUACUUUGGUGAAAGAGGAUGGUUUUGGCAGGGUAUUCUGGGAACAAGCUUUUGGCUGUUUGUUCCCUGUUCCUGAAACACACAAUACGAGUAGUAAAAUCUGCACUGGGGAGGAAAGACUGGAGUCUCUCCCUACAUCUGUAUUUGAAAUGAGCAUGAGUAGCCACAGCUAUAGCAUCUAUAAUGGUGUCUAUGCUGUGGCACAUGCUUUGAAUGCCAUCAGUUUAUCCAACUCUAAGCACAGAUCAAGGACAGAAGGAGGGAGACUGCAGCUUCUAAUUACACAGCCAUGGAAGACACUGCCACUUUCUGUGUGUAAUGAUCAUUGCCAUAUGGGCUUUAGUAAGAAAAAGAAGGAAGGACAACCAUUUUGCUGCUAUGACUGUCAUCCAUGUCCACAAGGAAAGAUCUCAAAUCAGAAAGACAUGGAUGACUGUGUUCAAUGUCCUGAUGACAAAUAUCCAAACCACAGACAAGAUGCAUGCCUCCCAAAAGAUGUAAGCUUCCUGUCUUAUGAAGAACCCUUGGGGAUCAGUUUGGCCACUCUUGCUCUUUCCUUCUCUUUCCUCACAGCUCUGGUGCUGAAAAUCUUCAUCAAACACCAGGAGACUCCUAUAGUCAAAGCGAACAACCGGAACCUCACCUACACUCUCCUUGUUUCCCUCCUGCUCUCCUUCCUUUGUGUUUUCCUGUUCCUUGGGGAACCUGAGAAGAUACCUUGCCUCCUUCGACAAGUUGCUUUUGGCAUCAUCUUCUCUGUGGCAGUUUCUUGUGUCCUGGCCAAAACCAUCAUUGUGGUUCUGUCAUUUAUGGCCACCAAGCCAGGAUCCAAAAUGAGGAAAUGGCUUGGGAACAGACUGGCCACUUCCAUCGUCCUUUCUUGCUCCUUUAUUCAAGCCUUAAUUUGUACCGUGUGGCUGUCCACCUAUCCUCCAUUUCCAUAUUAUGACAUGCACUCAUUGACAGAAAACAUUGUUCUUGAAUGUAAUGAAGGUUCAGCCGUUAUGUUUUAUUGUGUCAUGGGUUUUAUGGGUAUUUUAGCCAUCAUUAGCUUCACAGUGGCCUUCCUAGCCAGGAAGCUACCAAACAGUUUUAAUGAAGCCAAGUUUAUCACUUUCAGCAUGCUUUUGUUCUGUAGUGUCUGGUUGUCUUUUGUCCCAAGUUACCUGAGUACAAAAGGAAAAUACAUGGUGGCCAUGGAGAUUUUCUCCAUCAUGGCCUCCUCUGCUGGGUUACUUAUUUGUAUCUUUUUCCCCAAAUGCUUUAUCAUUGUGGUGAGGCCUGAGCUGAACAAGAAAGGGCAACUCAUAAGGAUAAAGACUAAAAGAAUCUAA